CAUAUCCAUCUCUCAUAUCUUGCAACCAGCUAAGCUUGUUUGUCGAUCGAUCUACCAGCGGCGGCCAAAGCAGCAGGCUUCUCCUUGUCAUCGUCUAAUAGUGCACAUGGCCUCUUCUUCUGGCUUGCCGUCAGCUGCUCGUUGCAGCCUGUUGCUCAUAGCUGCACUGACUCUUGUGCUGAGCCACGGCGCUCACGCUUAUGGUGGUUCCGGUACCAGGUUGAGCUAUUCGUUCUAUGACAACUCAUGCCCCAGUGCACGGGACAUUGUCCGACGCGUCAUCCAGGUCGCCCGGAUCACUGACGUGCGCAUCCCAGCCAGCCUCAUCCGCCUUCACUUCCAUGACUGCUUCGCCAAUGGUUGUGAUGGCUCGCUUUUGCUCGAUGAUGACGUCUCCUUGGGGAUAAUGAGCGAGAAGAAAGCCCCUGGCAAUUACCAGUCAGCUCGUGGGUUCAAUGUGGUCGACAACAUCAAACGAGUGUUGGAGAUAGCUUGCCCUAGCACCGUUUCCUGUGCCGACAUCCUCACCCUUGCGGCUGAGAUCUCUAUCGAAUUGGCUGGAGGGCCAGCCUGGAGUGUGCCUCUCGGGCGCCGCGAUGGCACGACGACCAACAUCGAGAGCGCUAAGGAUCUCCCAAGCCCAUUCGACUCUCUGGAUAUCCUUCAAAAGAAAUUCAGAAACAUGGGUCUCAACGACAUUGACCUUGUCGCCCUUCAGGGAGCGCACACCUUUGGGCGGGCGCAGUGUCAGUUUACGCAAAGGAACUGCACGGCCGGGCAGGAGGAGGGGACACUGGUGAACCUUGAUGCGGCCACUCCCAACGUGUUCGACAACAAGUACUAUGGCAACCUCCUGCAAGGACGCGCCGAGCUCCCUUCUGACCAGGUUAUGACGUCUGACCCUAUCGCUACUGCGACAACCGCGCCGAUUGUUCGCAGGUUUUCCGGUAACCAGAAGGAUUUCUUCGCAAACUUUGCAGCCUCCAUGAUCAAAAUGGGAAAUAUAAGCCCACUGACCGGAAGAGAUGGGGAGGUUAGGAAGAAUUGCCGCAGGGUGAACAAGAAAUCCUAUUAAGAAGCAAGAUUCGAUACUCAUCAAUGAACAUAAAAUUUAAUUAUCUCUGUUUUUCAUUUCGUAAUUGUAUAAAUCAUUCUUAUUGUAAAAGCAUUCCUUUACCUGUCAGCAGAAGCUAAAUGUAUAUGUUACUUCUUCA
This is a messenger RNA of Lolium perenne, 1214 nucleotides long. RefSeq names its product peroxidase 2. The record is from RefSeq and is a predicted model, not a curated record. Gene Ontology annotation, molecular function: peroxidase activity; heme binding. Gene Ontology annotation, biological process: response to oxidative stress; hydrogen peroxide catabolic process. Lineage: Eukaryota; Viridiplantae; Streptophyta; Magnoliopsida; Poales; Poaceae.